AUGGUCGGUUCCACAGCUUGCGCGGAUGGCCUCCUCACCGCGGUGGAAACCCCUCCGUUGAACGGCGGCGGCAGCAGCGGCAGCAGCGCCGCCGGCUCCCCGGCGGGGCACGGCGGGACCGGUCCCAACAUUGUCGGCGGCGGGGGGCGAGCGGGGACUCGAAGCGGCGGUAGCGUGGGCUUGGGCGGCGCGCGCGCCAAGCGAGAAGCCCAGCAGGCUUUGGCCCAUCUUCAGCAGGCCGGCGGCGUUCGGAACGGUGGGGAGGGGGGGGCGGGGUCAUCGGGAACCAUGCUGGGAGCAAUGCUUGGCGGUAGAGGGGGGCACAAGAAGCAGAAGCCCCCCGGGCUGAGGAGGGGGAAGUGGACGCCCGAGGAGGAGAAGUACGCCAACCGGUUAAUUCAAGAGUUCAAGGCGGGGCUGUUGCCCCUCACCGACGGAACGACUCUCAGAACGUUCCUCAGCAUCAUGCUCAACUGCGACCCCAUGCGCAUCUCGAAGAAAUUCGUCGGCUCGAACUGCAUCGGGAAGCAGGUUUUUCGACGGCAGCAGGGGGUGGACGAGGACUCGUCCCCUCUGUCGGAGGAAGCCAUGGACAAGAGCAGGGCGGAGCUUGCCGAGCUGGAGAGAAAGUUCCUUGAACGCGUGGCGGAGACAACAUCCAAGCUCAAGCAGGGGGGUGGGAGGGGCGGCGGCGGCGGUGGGGUAGGAGCUAGCGGCUACGCGAGGUCGCCUGCAGGUUUCGGCGCGGGGGAACCACCAACGACAAGAUCAUCAGGGGUGGCCACGGCCCAGAGGUUCCUCUCCCCGAACAGCGGGUCCUGGGGCCAAGAGGGUGAGGGGGACGACGGACAGGAGUCCAAUGAGGAGGAAAAAAGUGAGGGGGGUGACGCGAAGGUGCGGGCUAACGGGAGCAGCAGACGGCAGGUGACCGACCCCUCUUGUAGGCACCCCCUUGAGCAGCGGAAGUGGAUGCAAAGCCUCUCGUCAAACCCAAGUGUGUUAUUUGCUCAGUGA
Molecule: messenger RNA, 1014 nt
Organism: Ectocarpus siliculosus
Lineage: Eukaryota; Phaeophyceae; Ectocarpales; Ectocarpaceae
Source: the annotation of a GenBank genome assembly